UUAAACUUUAUUUACGUACCUACAAGGGAACUGAUUAAUUUUUGAAUUUAUUUUAAUUUAAUGCAUACUAAUUGUACUUUUGCCUGCUUAAGAUGUCCUCGAUUGAAACUCAUAAUCCUAUUUAAUAAUAAAGUUACUGUGUGUGUUUUACACAUUACAUAAAAUACUUUAAAACUGCACCAUAGUUCUAAAGUUUUAAAAAAUGGAAGGUGGCGAGUGGAGAAAUAAUAUAAUAAAUCAGCUACGAGCUCGAAACAAAAGGGAAACUUGUGCGUUUCAGGAUAUUUUUACAUUUCAAAGCAGGUUAUUUGAUAAUGUAAACACACUUAAAAAUGAAAAUUUACAGCUGACUUUAGUCAAUGAGAGAAUAAGAUAUUCUAACACAGAAAGUGUUUCUUCUGGAGGAGGUGUUGUUAAUGAAAAGAUUCAAGCCCUAGAGCAUAAAAUAUUAAGCCAGCAAGAAGAGUUGACAUCAUUACACAGGAGACGAGGAGAGAGUUCUCAACAAAUAAUAAACUUAAAUGCUAAAGUACAUGAUUUAGAGAAGAACUUACAAGCUAAAGAUAUUAUAAUUUCAGAAAACACAGCUCUUAUUGCAUCACUUCGGGCUGAAAUUCAGAUGUAUGAAAAUAAUAUGACAGAGUUACAAGGACUUAAUCAAGUUUUAAGAGAUGAACAUCAAGCAUUACAAAUAGCAUUUGCAGCUAUUGAAGACAAGUUACGGAAAGCUCAGGAUGAAAACCGUUCGCUAGUGGAGAGAUUGAUAAAGUACAAGGCGAAAGAUGCUGAUAAAAUGAAUGAAGAAAACGAACAUUUUCUUAAGUCAAGCAACCCUACUGCGUUUUUGAUCAACACAUUUGGUAGAGUUAGUUUCGGAAAAAAGAGUGAUAAAGUUAAAAAAGAGCUGGAGGAAGCAGCAAGAGAAGGCGGGAGUAGAAGCAGUGGUUCUGGAGGUAGUGACGAUAAAAUUAUGGAUUCCUUGCCGUACUAUGCAACGUCGCUACCGAAUAAAGUUGCUUUGAGAUUUGAUGCUCAUGAUGGCGAAGUGAAUGCUGUUAAGUGGAGUCCAACUGAUAGGAUUGUUGCUACAGGCGGAGCUGAUAGGAAAGUUAAAUUAUGGGAUGUGUCUAAAUUGGGUACAUCAGAAAACAGAGGUACCCUCGUCGGAUCAAAUGCUGGUGUGAUGUCAGUGGACUUCGAUUCAACUGGUGCCUUCAUUGUCGGAGCUUCGAAUGACUUCGCGAGUCGGGUUUGGACUGUUGGUGACCAACGAUUAAGGCAUACGUUAACUGGACACAGUGGGAAAGUUAUGGCAGCCAAAUUCCUGGGAGAACCUUCGAAAGUUAUCACCGGAAGUCAUGAUAGAACUUUGAAAAUAUGGGAUCUUAGGAGUAGGAUGUGUACAGAAACCAAAUUCGCGGGAUCAUCUUGCAAUGACCUCGUGACGUCAGACGGCGCAGGCUCGACCAUAAUUUCAGGACACUUCGACAAGCGGAUACGAUUUUGGGACAUACGAACAGAAAUGUCAGCCAAUCACAUUGUGCUUCAGGGCAAAGUCACCUCACUCGAUCUCAGUAGAGAUAGUAAUUAUUUAUUAGCGUGCGUACGAGAUGACACAAUACAACUCAUAGACUUAAGAAUGAAUACUAUUGUGCGGUCCUUCAGCCACGAUUCCUUCAAAGUGGGUUGCGAUUGGUCGCGCGCCGCCUUCGGCCCGGGCGGGCGGCUUCUCGCGGUGGGCGCGGCGGACGGCGCCGCCUACGUAUGGAAUACACAUUCCGGAAAACUAGAAGCAGUACUCAAAGAUCACACAACUGCAGUGACAGCCGUCUCAUGGCACCCGCAGUCCGGUCUUCUCGCAUCUGUGGAUCGCUCGAAGCGGGCUGUCAUUUGGGGUGAUUUGUGACAGGCAUGGCAUGCUCAGCCUCCGCAGGUUUCUAAACCCGAGACUCCAACAGCGGAAAGCGCUGACAGCGGUGAAAGCGGAGAGGUGAUUGAGUUUCUACGCGGCAUCACAACCGAUAUUCUUCAUAGACUCACGUAAAACACAGUUUUUACUGACAAGCAAGACUUGUAUUCCUUAAAGUCUCGAAAUCUGUAUGAUUAUGAUAUUUUAUAAGUCACGUGAUUUGAUUGAUUUCUCAUAUGUGUAAAUAAUAUUAGAAUACAUUAGCUUUUAA
Pieris napi is the source of this 2180-nucleotide messenger RNA. RefSeq names its product autophagy-related protein 16-1 (gene Atg16). Gene Ontology annotation, biological process: autophagosome assembly. Gene Ontology annotation, cellular component: autophagosome membrane. Lineage: Eukaryota; Metazoa; Arthropoda; Insecta; Lepidoptera; Pieridae. Gene Ontology annotation, molecular function: protein binding. The record is from RefSeq and is a predicted model, not a curated record. The transcript has 15 exons. The coding region runs from base 203 to 1906 and encodes 567 amino acids.